UGUGUGUGUCUAUAAAUCACAAUUCCACAGGCUUCUUGCUUUCUCUCAUUGGCUCUUUCUUCUCGCUUCUUCUCCAAUCACCUUGCUGAUCAGAUUCAUAUUAGCGAAGUACAAUUGAGAAAGCAAGAGAGAGAUAGAAUGGGUCGUGGAGUUAGUGCAGGUGGAGGGCAGAGUUCUUUGGGGUAUCUUUUUGGUAGUGGAGAAGCUCCAAAGCCAGUAGCCGUUAACAAAGCUCCAGCUGAAACUCAAAUAUCUGCUCCUGCUCCACCUCCUCAAGCCGCUGCUCCAAAGACUGUUGAUAGCACCAAACAAGUGCCUGCUGGUCUCAAUAGCAACUCCUCAAACAAUUACAUGCGCUCAGAAGGACAGAACACAGGAAACUUCAUCACGGACCGGCCAUCGACCAAGGUUCAUUCUGCUCCAGGAGGUGGCUCGUCUUUGGAUUACCUCUUCGGUGGUGGUAGCAACUAGCAGUACCUGAGGCCAAACCUUGGUCACUAUAUGUUACUUUAUCCCAAGUCUCUUUUAUGUCAUUCUUGUGGAACCUCUUGUUCCCUUGCAAAAAAUAAUUAAUCUAUGAUAUCUUAGUUUAGUAUACAAAUGUGCUUCGAAAUCUUGUAUGGUUCUAUUUCAAACAAUAACAAAUCUGUCUCAGUUCUACUUGUUCUUAA
Messenger RNA from Camelina sativa (false flax), 671 nucleotides. RefSeq names its product protein SPIRAL1-like 2. Gene Ontology annotation, biological process: cortical microtubule organization. Gene Ontology annotation, cellular component: cortical microtubule, transverse to long axis. NCBI's taxonomy places the organism in Eukaryota, Viridiplantae, Streptophyta, Magnoliopsida, Brassicales, Brassicaceae. The record is from RefSeq and is a predicted model, not a curated record.